This is a messenger RNA of Haliotis rubra (blacklip abalone), 1509 nucleotides long. RefSeq names its product eukaryotic translation initiation factor 2-alpha kinase 1-like. The record is from RefSeq and is a predicted model, not a curated record. Gene Ontology annotation, biological process: protein phosphorylation. Lineage: Eukaryota; Metazoa; Mollusca; Gastropoda; Lepetellida; Haliotidae. Gene Ontology annotation, molecular function: ATP binding; protein kinase activity. The transcript has 13 exons. The coding region runs from base 49 to 1509 and encodes 486 amino acids.
CAAUACUCAUGCAGGUCCACUGGGCCAACACACCAAGCAUUCAGAGGGAUGCAGGAUUUUAGGUACAGACAAGAAUUUGUUGAAAUCUGUCGUCUUGGGAAAGGAGGAUUCGGUUCAGUAUUCAAGGCCAAAAAUCGACUAGAUGGUCGAGAGUAUGCUGUGAAAAAAGUCAAGUUUAAACAUAGAAAUGCAGGACUACUCUUAAAACUAUUACGGGAAGUAAAGGCAUUAGCAGGUCUCACACACAGCAAUAUUGUUGGCUACAAUGCAGCAUGGCUAGAACAUGGCAUUUCAGGUCCUCAAACCUCCAGCAACACCAGCCACACAUCAGAUGACAGUUCAUCAUUCACAGACCGUGAAAGCUUUGGUCACCAAGGCAACAGUCCAAGUGUCAGCAUAGUAUUUGGAAGCACCAACACAGGAGAUGACUUGGAUGACAGACAAGGCCCACAGAUCCUCGAACUGGAUCCAAAUUCUGAAAUAGGGCCCAACACAGAAUUAACAUCCAAAUACCUUUGUAUACCUCAAGCAUCACAUUCCAAGUCGUUGAGUGUGUUCCAACGACAGAAAAGUGCGAACAGUUUCUUCACUGCCACCAAAGUAUUGACACGUGGAGAUGCAGAGCCAAACCACAACACCAACACUGGUAGUGACGUGAUGUUCACCGAGAGUCAUUAUACAGAGAAUAAGGCAAUAACAAGCACAAGGAGGGUGUAUCGCAGGAGCAUCAGCUGUGAACCUAAUCCUAGUACUGAGAAGUCUUUUGGGAACACAAUGGAUCGAGAUGAUUUUUAUGGGCAAAUUUCACCUUUUGAUACCAGUGUCACGUUGUACAUACAGAUGGAGUUGUGUAGUCUCACCCUAGCUGACUGGCUGGUGCAGAGGAAUGAAGCAAUCAAAGACUCAGAUCUGAAAAUAAUUGGUAGUGAUAAUAUGAGGAUAUUUCAUCAACUUCUACGAGGGGUUGAUUACAUACACUCACAGGGCCUAAUGCAUAGGGAUCUGAAGCCGAGGAAUAUUUUCCUCCAAGGAUCAUCCCUCCAUGUGAAGAUUGGAGACUUUGGUCUAGCUACAGAGGACAUCAUGAGCAACGACAGAGAUACUGUGUUAUCUCCACCUGCGUAUAAAGAAGUGUUCAAGUUCGACCGUCACACAGCUGAAGUGGGGACUCUGACAUAUGCUGCCCCAGAACAACUGAAAAGAUGCAUGUAUGACAAUAAGUGUGACAUCUUCAGCCUGGGAGUCAUUCUGUUUGAGCAGUACAAUCGCUUUGUGACAGAGAUGGAGAGACACGAAGCUAUCACAAGUCUCAAGAAGGGAGAUAUACCCGAGGUAUUCUCCCAACACUGGCCAGGGCAGGCGAAGGCAGUGUUCAAGAUGACUCACACAGAGCCCCCAGAACGUCCAUCAGCCAAAGACCUCCUCACAAGUGACCUCUUCCUUACAAAGGGAAAGAUCAUACACAACCUUCAGAGGAAGGAAGGUGUCAGAGCAGGAGGGCGACCUUGA